AUGAAUAGCAAUCAACAGACACCCUACCGUCAAGACGGUGGAGGCUAGUACGAGGAAGGCGAGGUCUCCUCAGUUGGAUACGAAUUCGAUUACGCUCUAGAUGAGGGAAAUGAGAGCCAAAUCGCCCAGAGAUAACCCACUCCGAGAGUGAGUGGAUUCGACUUGCCCUAGGCUGAUGGGGCCAGGUAGGCAAUGAAUGCCUAGAUGUAGAAUGAAUUCGAAUAAAUCAAUAAUCAGUUGCAGCAACAAACCCUCGAGUAGCAGCAAUAUGCUGCUCAAAAUCAUGCAAUUGAAGAGCGUAAGACUCCUGAUGCCAAUCACAUCGGCAAUGAAGACUCAGACUAUGAAUAUGGUCCUGGAACUCGUGACAAGGAUUAAAUGGAGCAAGUGUCAAUUCCUGCCCACUUGAUGAACAACUAAGGCUCUAACUAGCAGUCGAAUGACAAGUUCAUGCAGCAGCAUAUGUACGGGUAAGACCCCAUGGAUUAAAAUCGUAAGAGAGCUCGCGAUUCGAUUGAAACUUACGCCGACUCUCAUUACCAGUCUUACUAAGAAUACUAAAGGCCCUAAAGUAGAUAGAAUUAAGAGAGACCUUAGUAAGAAGUCGAGAUAGACUCGAACAUCUUGGAAUAAAAGAAGAACUUUGAUGGGGUGGUAGUUAACACUGUGAGAACCAGUGCUUUAGCAUCCAUUAUGAAAUCCAAGAAAGAGAUCUACUCGAUCCUUGUGAAUCAAGGUAUGAUUAGAAAAGUAACUAAAUCAUUUUAGGCUAGUAUUACUUACCCCCUUAUGCCGAUUGUUCAAUCGAAUUCUUAAGAGAAGUCUUCAGUGGUCGCAAAAAGGUAAGAUUAGCAAUUCAUUCAUUAGGUAUUCCUUACUCAUGAAGUUUGUAUUGUGAAUGUACCCAAGAUGUCUGAAUUAUCAGCAAAAUCCAUUACUUAAGAUGCUUACAGUGACAGAGGUAUUAAGAUGUACCUACCAGAUCGUAAAGAUGGUAGACCUCUUAAUCGACAAUUUUUCUUCAACAUAAUCAACACUGUGAAGCCAAUGUUCUUCGAACACAACAUCAAGAUGGGGUUAAAGAAUAGAUAAGAUGAGGCUGCUAGAAAAAACAAGAGAUUUAUUGAAAUCAAAGCCGAUAUGUACCAGCUCAUCAAAGGAGCUGUAAAUCUUAAUCCUAACUCGAGAGGCAGAGCCUUGAACCUACUUAAUGUAGGAAGUAAGAAGAGAAGUCUACCUGAUAGAGAUAAUGUUAUUGAACACAGAGACAAAGGUCUCUCUUAUUUCUCUUAUGCUGAUGUUACAGGUUUCAAUCCUACACCUACCACUACCAAGAGGUUCAAAGGCAAUGACUAUCCUAGAGCUGAUGAGCAGUAUGUGUCUCUUAGAUCUAAGGAUACAAGAUACUCAGGCUCUGCCUAGACUUAGGGUAGUUCACACCAGCCUUAGUACCAAGCAACCAGAAGGCAAGAUGACAAAAACGAAUGA
Messenger RNA from Stylonychia lemnae, 1488 nucleotides. The record is from the annotation of a GenBank genome assembly. NCBI's taxonomy places the organism in Eukaryota, Ciliophora, Spirotrichea, Sporadotrichida, Oxytrichidae.